Messenger RNA from Octodon degus (degu), 774 nucleotides. RefSeq names its product heat shock protein family B (small) member 7 (gene Hspb7). Gene Ontology annotation, cellular component: nucleus; cytoplasm. Lineage: Eukaryota; Metazoa; Chordata; Mammalia; Rodentia; Octodontidae. The record is from RefSeq and is a predicted model, not a curated record. Bases 91 to 609 code for a protein of 172 amino acids. Gene Ontology annotation, biological process: heart development. The transcript has 3 exons.
GGCGGCCGCGGCCCAGCACGCUCAGUGAGCCCCGCACCCACGCCUUCUCCUGCCAGCCUCUGCCCGCUCAGGGCCCAGCGCUGCCCGUGCAUGAGCCACCGGACCUCCUCCUCCUUCAGAGCGGAGCGAAGCUUCCAUUCCUCCUCUUCCUCCUCGUCCUCAUCCUCGUCCUCCUCCUCCGCUGCCUCCCGUGCCCUCCAGCCUCAGGAGCCGCCCAUGGAGAAGGCCCUGAGCUUGUUUUCGGAUGACUUCGGUAGCUUCAUGAGGCCUCACUCAGAGCCCCUAGCCUUCCCAGCUCGCCCCGGGGGACCCGGCAACAUCAAGACCCUCGGAGAUGCCUACGAGUUUGCAGUGGAUGUCAGGGACUUCUCCCCUGAGGACAUCAUCGUCACAACCUCCAACAAUCACAUCGAAGUUCGGGCUGAGAAGCUGGCGGCUGAUGGCACUGUCAUGAACACCUUUGCACACAAGUGCCAGCUGCCGGAGGACGUGGACCCAACCUCGGUGACCUCGGCCCUGCGGGAGGACGGCAGCCUCACCAUCCGGGCACGGCGUCACCCACACACGGAGCACGUCCAGCAGACCUUCCGGACGGAGAUCAAAAUCUGAGGCCCUCAGCUGCUCCCUGCGCGCUCUCUCUCCUCCCCACCGGCCUCCCUGGAGCCUGCUGAGCCCUGGAUGAUGCCCCCCCAGGAUAUCUGAGCUCAGCUCCCAGAGCACCUAAGCCCCAGGCGGGCAUCACCCCCAAACUAAGGUCCUCUGCUCUACAUAGGG